This is a messenger RNA of Brugia malayi, 489 nucleotides long. RefSeq lists its product as uncharacterized. The transcript has 2 exons. The record is from RefSeq and is a predicted model, not a curated record. Lineage: Eukaryota; Metazoa; Nematoda; Chromadorea; Rhabditida; Onchocercidae. The coding region runs from base 1 to 489 and encodes 162 amino acids.
AUGGAUAUGCAUGCAUGUAGGCAUGCAUGUGGUUCUACACAUCGCUGUGCAUGUAUGUGUACUUAUUUAUUUCAUUUCCAAAAAAAGUUUUUGAGCUGGAAGGAAGGAAGGAAGGAAGGAGGUUUACUGCUUCCGAUAUCAAUUUUAAAGGCUUAUUUCACUGACAUUCAGAUUCAAAUCAAGCGACAGAGAGCAAAAAGACUUCUCUUGUGUACGCCAUAUUUCAUUUACUACUUGAGCAGUGUAAAUGAAAUGAUUUCGAUGAUUUGUUUAGAUUUGAUUCCUAAAGGAAUAAGAUUGCAGUUUUAUAACUCGAAUAUCAAAAUAUCCAAUCUUUUGGAAUCGCAUCGUUCUGAACAACAUGCAAAAAUAAUCACUGAAGAGAGAUGUCGCUUCUGGCGGUUACUGAAUACAGAUGGCGCUCUUGACGAUAUUUUCUCGGGAAAAACAGUUUCGGGGAAAAGAUCAUCUCAACUCUGUUCAGCAUAA